AGCUCGGCUCACGGCUACAGAAGAUCGUCUCAAAUCCAUAAUUUUUUUAUUAAUAAUAUUAAUCCCCCACACUUUCUCUCUCUAGAAAACCCUCACUUUCUCUCUCUUCGCAAAAUCUCCGGUAGCGUAAAUCUUCCCCUCCCAUGGCGAACAGCAAUCUACCUCGAAGAAUUAUCAAGGAAACGCAGCGGUUACUCAGCGAACCAGCUCCGGGGAUAAGCGCGUCGCCGUCCGAAGAUAAUAUGCGUUAUUUUAAUGUUAUGAUCCUUGGUCCAACGCAGUCUCCUUAUGAAGGAGGAGUUUUCAAGCUGGAGUUGUUUUUGCCAGAAGAAUAUCCCAUGGCUGCUCCUAAGGUUCGGUUUCUUACGAAAAUUUACCAUCCGAACAUUGACAAGCUUGGUAGGAUUUGUCUUGACAUCCUCAAAGACAAAUGGAGCCCCGCUCUUCAGAUUCGCACUGUACUCCUGAGUAUUCAAGCUCUUCUAAGUGCUCCAAACCCAGAUGAUCCGCUCUCUGAGAACAUUGCGAAGCAUUGGAAAUCUAAUGAGGCUGAAGCUGUUGAAACAGCAAAGGAGUGGACUCGUUUGUAUGCAAGUGGUGCCUAAUGGAGAUGCGGGUCACUAUGUUGUUUUUAAGAAAAUAACAGUGUAUUUGGUUAGGUCUUGAAAUUCAAAACUUGAAUGCUGCAGUGUUGUUCACUUUCUUGUGUUUUUCGAGAUAAUAUUGUAAUUCUGGUUAAUUAACUAUGUGAAAGAAUAGUGUGGGUAAAAGGGUUGUUUUGAUCUGCAUCCCAAAACUGGGAUGGCUUUGAAAAUUAA
Messenger RNA from Helianthus annuus (common sunflower), 818 nucleotides. RefSeq names its product ubiquitin-conjugating enzyme E2 35. Bases 144 to 605 code for a protein of 153 amino acids. Lineage: Eukaryota; Viridiplantae; Streptophyta; Magnoliopsida; Asterales; Asteraceae. Gene Ontology annotation, biological process: protein K63-linked ubiquitination; DNA damage tolerance. The record is from RefSeq and is a predicted model, not a curated record. Gene Ontology annotation, cellular component: nucleus. Gene Ontology annotation, molecular function: ubiquitin conjugating enzyme activity. The transcript has 8 exons.